GAUUCGGACACCUCGAACAUCACGAUGAAUUUCAAAAUAGAUAUACUCCCUUAUCCCCUCUUCCAUUUCGCUUCCACCCGCGAGUUUAAUCGUGCUGCUUCUCCGGAACAUACUUACCAUGCAGGACCCUGCAAGAGAAAUCGUGGAUAUCAUUAUUAAUUUGACUGCCGCCCUGGAUCCAGAUACGCAAAAAGCUGCAGUCGAAACGGCCUACGCUCCGGAUGCAGCGUUUCGUCACCCGUUUUGCCUAGUUCCCGCAGGUCCCCAUUCUCGGGACGCCAUACUCGGAAUAUACCAAGCAUAUCGCGUUCUCUCGCCAAAAAUCGUGAUACAAGUCCCCAGUGUGACAUACGAUGCAGAUAAAGACGAGUUAUUCGUGGAAGUUGUGCAGUAUUUUCAACUACGAUGCUCUCCUAUUAAUCCCGCUCCUGCGAGGUUGCUGGUCCAUCUCAAGCUCCGGCGAAGCGACGAGGACUCAAACCUUCAUGUCAUAGCCGAACAUGACGAUUUUUAUCACCCCGACGCCUUGGCAGCUCUUCUGUUUCCGCCUUUGGUACCCGUCGUUCGCGGCUUGUUGCGCGUGUCAGCGAUGGCUACUAACAUGCAGUCUCGCCUUGGUGCCUUUUUAGGGGUGUGGAAAGUCCAAGGAGAUGAGGCUAAGAAGACAUCGUGAUGCUGAGUGUCUUAGCAACUUCUUCCUCCCCGUCGACAUAUUGCCCACUGUUCCUAUGCUAUGCGUCAACACCCAGACAAUAAUGAUCCCCAUUUCCA
This is a messenger RNA of Somion occarium, 771 nucleotides long. Lineage: Eukaryota; Fungi; Basidiomycota; Agaricomycetes; Polyporales; Cerrenaceae. The record is from the annotation of a GenBank genome assembly.